UGAUAAUUUAUGUGGGUGGGACUAUACCGUGUUAUAUUCUCUCUCUUGAAUAUUUUAUGAAGCUUGAGGAAGAGAUGCUUACGCUACUCUGCGUUAAAAUCAACUAUGAGUGCGAUCUUUAUUGUUUUUAAUCUCCCUUUCUUCCUCAUCGACCCAAUCUAUGCACCAGUGUAAUCUGAACCGUCAUGAUGAAUGUAGAAAUUGUAAUAGAUAGGAGUUUUGACUGUAAAAAUUGAGAAUGUAGUUAUCAAGAACCAGCCAUUCCAAUAGUACCAGUUGAAUUGUGGGAUUAUUUCAAUCUAACACCGCGUAAAUCAGAAUGUUUGGUGUUCAUUUCUAUGAUUUCAUUUCAGUGACUGCUCAAGGUUGGUUUUUGUAUUUCUGGCAAGAUGCGCUGAUAACUUACUGUGUGAGAGGAUAGGAUAAGAUAAGAUCUCGAUAUUUGAAUAGAAGAAACUAAUCUUUUCAGGUGUGUUGUAAAAUUUUGAAGUAGCGCAUAUUGUCCACUAUAGCCGUCAAAAGUAUCCAUCCAAUAUCAUUUUUAGCAAUGCACUUGCGAUGGAAACUAUGUUGCUUUUUGGGAAAGAAAUUUUUAUCACGACACACAAAAAAACAGAGACAAGGGUGGUGGUUAACUGAUGAUGCCCCACCAAAUUGCUGACAUAAGGAUAAAUUGUAAUGACAGGCCGUUUUCUAAUUUCUUAGUUAAUUAAGCAAGUGGCUUAAAGGUCUUCCAUCAUGGUCAUAUUCUAUUGUCAUAUAUCGUAAAUAUAUAUCCGCAAGUUUGCCAUAAUCAAGCAUAAAGACUCCUUCACAGUUUUCAAAGGCGUCUGUCUAGAUCAAGUAUCAGCAAUUUCUGCAGCAUAGUUUUCUGUUAUUUGCUGACUCUAUUGUACAUCAAACCUCAAGAAUCUGUUGAAAUCAUGAAGCAAAGGGAAGGCAAAAGUAUAGCUGAUGGAAAAAAGUCAAAGAAGAUCGCUCCAGCACCUCCACCACCACCACCAACGUCCAGGUUUCUUCUUGGCAGGAAAGUGACAACACCAAGCCAUACCAAACAGGAGAUUGCUAAGUAUUGGAAGCAGAAGCGCAAGACUGAAGAAGACCACUUCCUUGAUGCCAUCAAGGCUGCAGCCAGAAUCAGGGCGCGCAAUCUCUCGGCGGAGGAAUACAAAUACUUUGUGUAUUCCUUGAAGGUGGAUAAUGAUGACAUGGAGAACGAAAUGGUACCUAAGAACAUCUCCGAAAUCAAUGAGAACAUGAAGGAGAAGAGAGUUGGUAUAAAGGACUGGUGGACAAAGAGCAAAUAUGCAUAUCUAAACCAGCCUGCACUGAAGUCCAUGGAACGCCACGGUUCCACUUAUAUUCCGCAACUAUAUUGCUACAAGGCUCCACCUCCACCAGUCACAAGCACCUUUGGGAUCUUCUAGCCAAUUCAUGACGCCGUUCAAGGCUUCACACACACAAGUCAUGUUUCAUGUAUGUUUGUAUAUUGUGCUUGUAUAUAUAUCAUUGUUUGCUCAAGUGUGUGAUCCUCAAAGGAAGUAUGAUCAUUGAAGUUAUUGUAUUGGGGUUGUGAACUACUCUGCUGCACCUGUGGUAGAAAUUACUGUUAAUAAAUAAUGGUUCUAUUAUUGUAGAUACUCCAUCUAUUUCAGCUUUCAAUUCAUCAA
Solanum pennellii is the source of this 1670-nucleotide messenger RNA. RefSeq lists its product as uncharacterized. The transcript is spliced from 4 exons. The coding region runs from base 924 to 1427 and encodes 167 amino acids. Lineage: Eukaryota; Viridiplantae; Streptophyta; Magnoliopsida; Solanales; Solanaceae. The record is from RefSeq and is a predicted model, not a curated record.